GUUGUGUGUGUGUGAGGGGAGUGGGGGGGGUCUCACGCCCCCAGGGCCGCUGCCCCGCGGUGCCGGGCUGUGUGCCCGCCAUGGAAAAAUAUGAGUUGUGCUGCCCUAGCUGAGCAGGUGCUCUGGGUGUGUGCUGUGCCCGGCAGGUGCUGCAGCAGCUCCAGCCCGGGGCACUGGGCACGAUGCUGGUGGCUCAGCUGAAAACAGACCGGGGUGCCCAGAAGAAAUAUGCAAUAAAGCAGGUUGAAUGCAUUGACCAACACCAAGCAAAUGUGGCCUUGAAGGAGGCAAUGGAUUUGCUAAAACUCUGCCAUUCUAACAUCUGUACUUACAAGGAAUUGUUUCUGACUUGGAAUAAAGAGGUCUCAUCUCUGUUCCUCUGCCUGGUCAUGCAGCACUCAGGCCAAGGAGAUCUUUCAGCUCUGAUCAAAGAAAAGAGGCAGAAGUCAGAAAAGAUAACAGGCAUGGUGGUUCAGAAGUUCCUGGGACAGAUGGUGGAUGCUUUGUUUUACAUACACAAACGAAAUAUUUGGCACAGAAAUCUCAAGCCAUCAAACAUCCUUGUGACUGGUGAACCAUCCUUCAUGCUGAGUGACUUCAGUACUGAAACACUUAUGAAAGAUGACCUGAAAUGGAAAAUCAGAGUGGAAGAAGAAAGCAAGUCUUGGAUGGCUCCAGAAACAUUUGAAUUUUCUUUCACUGAGAAAUCUGACAUCUGGUCCCUGGGCUGUGUCCUCCUUGAUAUGAUGAGCUGCUUUGUUCUGAAUGCAGAAGAGAUAAAUUCCUUACUGCAGGAUAUCAGGGGGGACAGCAGCUGCCUGGAAGGAGUGCUGGCCCUGAUGCAGGAUGGAGAAAGCAGCUAUUUGCCUUUCUUUCCACUUUUAUUGAUGAUGCUACAGACUGAGCCCAGCCUGAGACCCACAGCAAGGGAUCUGGUCACUGUUCCAUUUGUUGGGAAAUGCCUGACUUUUGCUGGUGGCACCUCAAUAAAAUUAAAGAAGUCUCUGCCUCCCACAAUGACAGAUGUGCUCUUUCAGGGAGGAGUUGAAAGUGUUCUAGAAUUCAUGCAGGCUUCCUGGGAUAUUGAAGAAGUCCAGGCUAAAGGCAUUCAGCACCUUGCCAGCUUUGUAAAGGAUAAAAGUGCAUUCCCCCAUCUGCUAACAUGCACAGAAGUGAUCACUCUUGCCAUGAAGAUUCACACAGAUUCUCUGGAUUUACAAGUAGAAGGCUGCACUUUAUUGCUUGAAAUUCUUAGUCAAGCUCUGGAACAGGGGGUGAUGAUGGCCCUGGAUGAGAGUGUGGCCAGCUGCCUGUUACACACAGUGAGAAAACAUUCUGAAAAUGAAGAGUUCCUUUCAAUGCUCUGCACAUUAUUGAUGAUGGUUUCAGCCAGUGCUAAUGGGCUCAUGUUACCGGUCUGUUAUCUCAGUUUAAACACCUUAGUGCUGCCCGUUUCGAGGCCAGUGAGUGGGACAAAAAUACCAGAUUCUAUAGAAUUUCUGUGGUUUUCAGAAGUAGCUGCGGAAAACCUAAGGAAAAUUGGAAUCAUUCCAGACCUUCUGUCAGUUUUAAGACGUUUUCUUCAUAAUGACAAGAUCUGCUUCUCUUGCUGUGCCGUUCUCUGGAGCUUGGCUGUGAGUGGUAAUUCAGAGAAUAAUGCAGACCAAGCAGUGCUGGAAAGUGCUCUCCCUGUCACCUCAGCAGUGCUUCAGAAACACCUCCAGAAUGGAGUCGUUGCAGAGUCUGCCUGCUCAGCUCUGUGGGCACUGGCACUCCAAGGUUGCUUAACUGACAGUGACUAUGAGCCCACAGCAGCACUUUUGCUGGAUGCACUCAGGAUGAACCCAGAAAGAGCAGUGCUGGUGAAGAAUGGCUGCCUGGCAUUAGCCAGCCUUGUGAGGCUCUCAGAAGCUGCAGCUUUGGCAAUUCUGCUGGACUCAAAGGGCAGUGGAAUAGAGCUGAUCAAAGAUGAAUAUCACCUUCAUUCCAACGAGCCAGGGGUGGCAGAAGCUCUGUGCCUGCUGAUGAACGAGAUGGUUCAGUAUGAUGAGGUUAUGCUGAAUAUGAGGUCCCAGAAAAUGGAAAAGCUGCUGUCUGAAAUAAAACUCCAGUUUCCAUUUAGCACGGAGAUUCAGACCCUGGUGGAUGCAACACUUUUGAAACUGAGGAAGGAAAAACGCUUUGUCUGAGAACAAGACUUGGCCACUGCUGGAUACAAAGCUUGGAUCCUCCAUUAGAGGAUUCUUCUCACCAGAAAAAAAGAAUAUUGGACUAUUAAUAAUAUGCAAACAGGUAUUUAUUGAUGGUUUGGGUACCACAACUGUGUAACUAACAGCAAUAUUUAAGAAUUCACCUUGUAGUAGACCUCACUUUGUGGACCUCAACAUACUUGAAAUAAAGAUUUUAAUCCUCGGA
Messenger RNA from Vidua chalybeata, 2415 nucleotides. RefSeq names its product serine/threonine kinase like domain containing 1 (gene STKLD1). The record is from RefSeq and is a predicted model, not a curated record. Lineage: Eukaryota; Metazoa; Chordata; Aves; Passeriformes; Viduidae. Bases 183 to 2189 code for a protein of 668 amino acids. Gene Ontology annotation, molecular function: protein serine/threonine kinase activity; ATP binding. Gene Ontology annotation, biological process: protein phosphorylation. The transcript has 19 exons.